Molecule: messenger RNA, 2721 nt
Organism: Adineta steineri
Lineage: Eukaryota; Metazoa; Rotifera; Eurotatoria; Adinetida; Adinetidae
Source: the annotation of a GenBank genome assembly
AUGGAGCAAAUUAAUCCAAAAAUAAGAUAUCAAUCAGUACGUUUUCAUGAUACACUUGUGCAAAUUCAAACAAUUGUCUUUAAUGGUAUUGAAUGUUUAUGUUUGGAAGAUGUACAACAUCGUUUUCCAUAUAUUACUGUUCUAUGUAUUGAUAAUAUUCAAUUAGCUUUUCUUCGUGAUAAUAAUGGUAUUCAACUUACUCCCUUACGUAUUGAAGCAUGUCCAGAUAAAAUUAUUGAAGCUAUUGAACCUAUUGGAAAAUCUAAUGAUGUAGUUCAUACAUUCAUUAAUCGUAUUGAUACAAAAAUGCAAGAGAUGAAUAAAAAGACUGAUCUUAUACUUGCUAAUACACAAGAAACUCUACAUCGAAUAAAACAUCUCAUGACAUUAAUGUAUGAAUUACAUGAAUAUACAACUCCACAUUAUUUUAUUAUUCUUCCAGUUAAUGAUCAUAGUUGGACAUCGAUAAAUGGUAUACAAAAUUUAUUUCUUCUUCAAUAUAAACUAUAUUUCUUAUGUGAAUGUUCGGAUGAACCUGAUAAAUUACAUAUUGCUCCACAUGAUGGAUAUACAAUUAAGCAACCAAAAGAAUUUAUUGCUCAUUAUGGUUCUUAUUUACGAACAACAUUACAAAUUGCUCGAGGUUUACUUUCAAUAGGAGGUUUUAUUAUUCCUCAAUCAGAAAAUAUAUCAACUGUCGUAGCUAAUACUCUACCACGAUUUAUCAAAGAACCAACAAAUUAUGAUGAUGUUAAUAAUAAAUUAGAUGUUGUUGAAAAAGUACUCGAUCAAACUAAUACUGAAGUUACACAUAUUGAUUCAUCUAUGAUUCAAAAAGCUAUACUACCAGAAACUCCAUUACAAGGUGCACAAUUACGUGAACUUGAAGUCUUUUUAGAUCGUGUAGAUGAUAAACAUAGUUUAGGAAAUCUUUAUCGAACUAUAACUGAUAAUGGUCAUGUACGAUGGGUUUGUUUAGAACAUUAUAAUACUAUUGGUUUUAAUAAUAAAAUGUCGGAAUAUAUUCGACAAUUUGAAUCUAUAGGUGGAAAAUUUAAUAUGCAAAGAAAAGAAGCUAUUUUAACAGGAAAUUUAACAACAAAACAUGUGAAUUUAUUUUGUGAUGCUUUAAAAAAUGGUUUUACAAUGUUAACUCUUAUUCUUCAAAAUUGUUCAGUUGAUAUAAAAGAUCUUGAUAAAUUAUUUGAUACAAUUAUUAAUCGUUCUUCUAUACAUCAACUUGUUAUUUUUACUAUUGAAGUUCGUAAAUGGAAAGGUAUAUCAAAAUUUAUUUGUGAUCAUAUCGAAAUUUAUUUUAAAAAUCAAUCAUUAAAAGUUCAUUUUUCUACAAAUAAUCAAAAUGAAUCUAUUAAAUUAUUUAUUCAAAUUUUAAAACAAAAUAAAAUAUGUCGAACAUUAAAUAUUUUUGGUUAUGAUCUUUUAAUAAAUGAUCAAAAUUUUCUUAAAGAUAAUCAAGAAUUAACAACAUUAUCCAUCAGUCAUUUUAUGAAUAAUGAAUUUUUAAAUAAAAUUCUCACUUCAAAUUUUUUAUUACGUCGAUUAAAAUUAAGUUUUUGGUUAAAUUCAUCUUCAACUCUAUAUACUCUUUGUCAAGCAAUUCAACAAAAUAAUACAUUAGUAGAACUUGAUAUUAUGGAUCAUACAUCUGCCGAUGAUAAAACCGGUACUAUUGAACUUUUAAAAAUCUUACGAAAACAUAAAUCUAUUAAACAUCUUCGUCUUCAUGUUUAUCAUAUAGAAUUGUCAAAUGAAAAUGAAACUUAUCUUAUCGAUUCAUUAUUACAUGAUACUUUCAUAACUCAUUUACGUAUAUCUCAAUCAAUUAUAUCUCAUGAAUUAAUGACAGCAAUUAUUCAUGCUUGUCAAGAACUUCAUUCAUUAAUUCAUCUUGAAUUUUACAAUAGUCAGCUGAAUGAAGAUGAUAUUUCUAAAUUACAAUUAUUGCAUACGAAUGAAAAUUUAACUUAUUUAUCAAUAUCCGAACAGGAUUAUUGGUCAAUAGUAGCAACAGAAUUUCAUAAUGAGUUUCCACAAUAUCAAAAUAUAAAACUUGAACAAAAACUUGAACAAUAUAAUAAUCAUGCAUCAAUAUGUUUAGAUGAAAUGGAAUUAAUCGAUGAAGAUAUGAAUAUAAUAGUUAAACAAGUUAUUAUUAAUAAGCAAUGUCAAUUACUUUCUUUACAAUCAAAUAAAAUUACAUCAAUUGGUAUUUCAAUUUUAGCUAAUGCACUAAAUAAUAAUCAUACAUUAGAAACAUUAAAACUUGGAAAUAAUUAUAUAUCUGAUAAUGGAGUCAAUUCUCUUGUUAAAAUACUUUCAAUUCCUAAUAAUAAUACUGCUCUUACAACACUUGUUCUUCGAAAUAAUGGAAUUACUGAUCAAGGUGCAGAAUAUCUUGCUGAAUUACUUAAAAUCAAUCAUACAUUAAGUUGGUUAUAUCUUGAAGAAAAUCAAAUUCGUGAUGAUGGAGUUCGACUAUUAGCUAAAACACUUGAAAAUCAAAAUAAUACACUUAAAAUGUUAGUACUUUCUUCGAAUAAAUUAAUAACUGAUACAAGUAUUGAUUAUCUUAUUCCGAUGAUUCAACAAAAUCAAACAUUAAAAAAAUUAUGGAUUGAUAAUUGUAAUUUAUCUGAAGCAGGAAAACAGAGACUUGAUGAAAUACAACAAUCAAGACAAGAUUUUUAUAUAAGAAUGUAA